Gryllus bimaculatus (two-spotted cricket) is the source of this 2709-nucleotide messenger RNA. The record is from the annotation of a GenBank genome assembly. NCBI's taxonomy places the organism in Eukaryota, Metazoa, Arthropoda, Insecta, Orthoptera, Gryllidae.
AAGACGAUUCCCAAUAGCUCGCAAAGACAUUUCGCACUCCGCUGUUGCGUGCGCCCGCAAGGGCGCAAAUUUCACUAGAAGCAGCUUCACUUUGCCUGAUUUUGAAGCCUACUCUAAUAAUUAACACUUCGACAUUACGUCGUCACCUUUGUUGAUUGCUGCCCAGAACACGUUCAACACUGUUUCUCUUCUCCUCGAGUUUUCUCGACCUGUCGCUGUCUACUGCUGUCUACCUAUCCACCAAUAGGGAGUUGCCCAGCUGAUUGCGUAGGUUGACUGACAGUGACAAGUUCGUUGUAUGCUGGGCUUACUUCUAUUGUCAUCGAAUAUAAUACAUUAAUUUGUGAUGUGGAUAUUUUUGGGCAAGACAUAGUAAUUGACAUGGUGCCUGCAUGGAAGCCUUUCAAUUCAUUAAGAGGUAGUAAAGAGUGAAAUAUUUUCCUUCCUUUCUAUGCGUGAUUCCAUCGUUUUAACUGUAGAUGACGUUCGCGUUCUACUAUCCCACUUCCGGAAUGCAUAAGUGAUAUUGUCUGUGUGAAAUUUUGUGAGCAAAUAAUUGAAAGAUCAGAAAAGCACGCACGAUUACAUUGCAUUUAUUGUAAUAGAUCACUAGUGGAAUGGUCUUAAAACAAUGUUAAAAGUGUUAAGAGUACGAUGCGGGUUGAUCACGAGUGGUGAAUAUUUUGUUUAUAGUGAUGAAGAGUUAAAACCGAAAAUGUCGAAUCGCAAACCUAGUAGUGCGACAUCUCGUCUGAAGCAAGAUUAUUUGAGGCUGAAAAAGGACCCUGUACCCUAUGUAGUAGCUGAGCCGUUACCUUCAAAUAUUCUAGAAUGGCAUUAUGCUGUAAAAGGUCCAGAAGGCACACCUUAUGAGGGUGGACUGUAUCAUGGAAAGCUAGUCUUUCCCAGAGAAUUUCCAUUUAAACCUCCAAGUAUUUAUAUGACUACACCUAAUGGAAGGUUCAAAACAAAUACUAGACUCUGUUUGUCGAUUAGCGAUUUUCAUCCAGAUACUUGGAAUCCAGCAUGGAGUGUAUCUACAAUAUUGACAGGCCUUCUUAGUUUCAUGAUUGAAAAGAGCCCCACACUAGGCAGCAUUGAAUCUUCAGAGUUUGAGAAGCGGCAGUUGGCUGCUCAGAGCCUUGAAUUCAAUCUGAAGGAUAAAACAUUUUGUGAACUCUUCCCUGAUCUUGUGACUAGCAUUAAGACUGAAUUGGAAAGAAGGGCAGAAGCUGAAUUGGCAGCAAGGAAUAAUCCUCAAUCUGCAGUAGUGGCUGAUGCUCAUGGAGGGAUACAGAAUGAAUUAGCGAAUAAUGAUCAGAGCCCUUUGCACAGUGCACUCACCAACAUAUGUGUUAUAAUUGGCUUUGCUGCUUUUGCAUAUACUGUCAAAUAUGUUUUACGAAGUAUUGCCAUGGAAUGAGUAAUGCAAUUGUCUUUUGUGGAUAUUAGAGGACUCCAGUCUUUUGUAUUAUACUCUGCUUCUGACGAGUACGUAAUGCAACAUGAAGCACUUCCUUGAGAAAAGAAUCUGAAGAGUCACAAGUGUUGGUUCUGUGCAAAAGAAAAUAAAAUCAUUAUCAGAGAGAUUCUCCAGCUUUGUGAUAUAUUGCUUCUAGUUAUCAAUCAUUACAUCACUUAAAUCUCAUAUUUAAUUUUUUGUGGAUGCUGUUAGGGACUACCUAUAAAAUAUUGAUUAAAUUUUUUAUUUUUAUGUCUCCUGUGAGCAAAGUAAUUUAUACAUUGUACUAAAUUGUCGCAAAUCUUGGUGUUAUUCAGUGCUGUAGUCGAUAUUACAUUACUUUUGAUAAAAUAAUGGAGUAUUUAAUUGGCUUUGUAGUGCUGUACGUACAAAUGGAGAACAAAUAAUAUAUUUUUAAUGUGUAGAAAGCUGGAUAAACUGGAUAGUUAGUUGCAAAGUAUUUAUUUAUAAUUGGGAAACGUCGUCAUUCCAAUAUUUUCAGAAUGAUUUUUAAAACAUAUCUCGAUCUUUCUCCAGUGGUAAAAAGUGUAUUGAUAUAUUUGACCAUGGUGAAAUGUGUGUGCAAAUUUGACACCUAAAUCUUUAUUUAAAUCUUAUAUGGUUAUACAUUUGCACAGCAUAAGUUACAUAAACUUCAUUGUUUGUUAGGAAAUGGACCAAAGGCUACAUUUUGAAAUGAAAAUGUGAUUGUAAAGUAUGAUUCUGCCUAUUUGCUGGGCUUGUGAUCAGCUUGUUAAGUUGAAUAUGGAUGCCAGUAACUUCCAUUAACAUUUGCCUUAUUGAGAUGUAGAAAUAAUCAUUCACUUUUGUUAAUUUUUCAUCCUGCACUUAAGUUUCAUAAAGGGAAUAUUAUUAAAAUCAUUUCUUCAAAAAAUGUACAGAAUCCAAAUCAUUUGGGUAGCAAAGGAUGUGUAGAUAAUUACAUUACCAGUAAUCUUAGGAUUUGUCAAAAUGCAAUCAAGAAUUUUUUUGUUAUUUUGAAAAUAAUAGAAGUAAUAUUUUAUACCAAAUCUCACUUCUCUGGGAGUAAGUGUGUACAUAUACUCCUCUUUAGAUCAUCAAUGAAGUAAAAUGGUACUAAAGUGGGUCUUUACUGUAUUAUAAGUUGUUCCAUACAGAACUGUGUCCACUUUUAUUUUCUGUAUAUGUUACUGAAAUAAAAUGUGUUUCUGAAAUUCAGCUGCUUUAUUUUUGUAAAUUGAUCAAUUAGCCUCCAUUAUAUUGUU